GAAAAAAAAAAAAGCAGAAAAUCUGAACAUGUAAUUCUCCCUCAUAUGGCAACUUCGUCCACAUCUGCCUUUUCCAGAAAGAGAAACCGCUGCCAACUCUCCGUACUACCUCUGCUGCUUCUUUUCCUCGUCUGCUUGUUCUUCUUCAGCAGAAGGGCUCUCGAGUCCAAGGUCUCCUUAUACAGGGAUCUCAUCUCUCAAGCCCCUGUACCGCUCCUCCCGUCUCCGCCGAGAUCGGCUGAGUUCAGUGAGAAAUUUAAUGAUUUAAGACAACCUGUUCCAUCAGGUUCUGAUCGUGGUGCCAGUGUGGAUGGAAAUAGUACUGUCCCCCCUGGAUUGUCUGCUCCUGGAUAUGAAGGAGAAGAGAGUAAAGAGGAAAGAAAUGUGCCCGUUUCAUCAAAAUCUGAUCUUGAUGGUGAAACUACUGAGAAUUCGACAGGGCAGGUUAUUUCGCCGGAGGCUGAAUCUCAGGGCAAUUUUGAGGGAAUAAUUGGUGCACCCGUUUCGGAAAAUGGGAAAACGGCGGCCCCCGUUUCAUCAAAAGAUGAUCUUGAUGAGAAGACCAGGGGAAAUUCUGAAAUUCUUGGCGUCAAGGAAAAGUCUUUCGAGGAAGCCGUUUCAUCAGGUACUGAAGCUGGAGGUGUUAUUGACAAUGCUAUAGCAGAAAAGUUGGGGAAUUGUGAUAUUUACAAGGGAAAAUGGGUGAGAGAUGAGGGUUAUCCACUUUACAGACCAGGGUCUUGCCCAUAUGUUGAUGAGGCCUUUGAUUGCCUGAGCAAUGGAAGGCCUGACUAUGGCUAUCUGAAAUGGAGAUGGAAACCAGAUGACUGUGAUCUUCCCAGGUUUAAUGCGACAGACUUUUUGGUGAGACUGAGAGGAAAAAGGCUUAUGCUGGUAGGAGACUCUAUGAACCGGAACCAGUUUGAAUCCCUCCUCUGUCUUUUACGUGAAGCUCUACCUGAUAAGAGCAAAAUGUAUGAAGUCCAUGGGUAUAAAAUAACAAAAGGAAGAGGCUUUUACAUUUUCAAAUUUGAGGAUUAUAAUUGCACAGUGGAAUUUGUCCGGUCGCAUUUCCUGGUUCGGGAGGGGAUUCGUGUCAAUGGACAAGGAAACUCUAAUCCGACUCUAUCAAUAGAUCGUGUUGACAAGUCGUCUGGUCGUUGGACGAGAGCCGAUAUUCUUGUGUUUAAUACAGGGCACUGGUGGACACAUGGCAAGACCUCUAGGGGUAAAAACUACUAUAAAGAAGGUGAGUACAUCUAUCCUCGAUUUGAUCCUGUGGAAGCGUAUAGGAGAGCCAUGAAGACCUGGGCUACAUGGAUAAAAAAAAACCUCAAACAAGACAAGCUGGUGUUUUAUCGUGGCUACUCAACUGCUCAUUUUAGAGGUGGAGCAUGGGAUUCAGGCGGAACAUGCAACGGAGAGAAGGAACCUGUAGUAAACGGGACUGUUCUGGAUAACUAUCCUGAAAAGAUGAGGAUUGUAGAGAAUGUGAUCAAAGAAACACAGGUUCCCAUUGUGCUUCUAAACGUCACACGACUAACCAACUACCGCAAAGACGGACACCCUUCUGUUUACGGGAAGAACGUGACCGGCUUGACGAAGAUCUCUACAAAAAGGCAAGACUGCAGCCACUGGUGUCUUCCCGGUGUUCCUGAUGCCUGGAACGAGCUAAUAUACACCACACUGGUUGCCAGACAAACGUCGCCUCAUAACCAGUGAUAUCUUCAGUUACUUGUGCACAUUUCUUUGGUCACAACGCCAGACUAACAGUUAGAUGUCGUUUAUAGGAACGGAUGUAAAACUCUUUGGCUCAUAAUGCAAAUGCCAUAGCUAUAGUAGUUUUUACUCGGAAAAAUACACGCUCUUGCUCGUGGAGAUACGGCUGCAGUCGCAGUUACGGCAAACGUUGAUGAUGUGUAUGUAUGAAAAAAAACUAACUGUGAGGUGGUGAUACAAGAAUUGAUUCUGAGAAAGGGGUAACUAUUUCAACCAAAGCAACAUGAUGGUGCUGAGAUUA
Molecule: messenger RNA, 2020 nt
Organism: Sesamum indicum (sesame)
Lineage: Eukaryota; Viridiplantae; Streptophyta; Magnoliopsida; Lamiales; Pedaliaceae
Gene: TBL5
Product: TRICHOME BIREFRINGENCE-LIKE 5
Cellular component (GO): Golgi apparatus
Molecular function (GO): O-acetyltransferase activity
Source: RefSeq, a predicted model, not a curated record